This is a messenger RNA of Helianthus annuus (common sunflower), 1169 nucleotides long. RefSeq names its product transcription factor MYB62. Bases 107 to 1006 code for a protein of 299 amino acids. Gene Ontology annotation, cellular component: nucleus. Gene Ontology annotation, molecular function: DNA-binding transcription factor activity; sequence-specific DNA binding. NCBI's taxonomy places the organism in Eukaryota, Viridiplantae, Streptophyta, Magnoliopsida, Asterales, Asteraceae. Gene Ontology annotation, biological process: regulation of DNA-templated transcription. The record is from RefSeq and is a predicted model, not a curated record. The transcript is spliced from 3 exons.
ACUUUUACAAAUAAAACCCUCUCCAGAUCUCUUUAUAAAUAUGUAGACCUUCACUUAAUUCUUUUUAAGUCUUUCUUUCUUUUAAACAUCCAAAGUCCAAAAUAACAUGGGUGGUUCUUGCAAUGAAAGAAACUUUAAUGACAUAAGAAGAGGGCCAUGGACACUCGAGGAAGACAAUCUUCUUAUCCAUUAUAUCACAUGUCAUGGUGAAGGCCGAUGGAAUUCGUUGGCAAAAUCUUCAGGGUUGAAAAGAACCGGCAAAAGUUGUAGGCUAAGAUGGUUAAACUAUUUAAAACCGGAUAUUAAGCGAGGAAAUCUUACUCCGCAAGAACAAUUCUUAAUUCUUGAACUCCAUUCCAAGUGGGGUAAUAGAUGGUCAAAAAUUGCAUGCCACUUGCCAGGAAGAACAGAUAACGAGAUCAAGAACUACUGGAGAACAAGGGUGCAAAAACAAGCACGCCACCUUAAGAUUGACGCCAAUAGCAAGAGGUUUGUGGAAACACUUAGAAGAUUUUGGAUGCCAAGAUUACUUGAAAAGGUUAAACAAAAUUCUUCAUUGUCAUCAUCAUCGCCAUCAUCAUCAUCAACUUAUUCUACAUCAACUAGUGAAACUAAUCAAAACCACUUAAGCUUUCUACAAGUAGAACAAAUCCUAAUGCCAUUACCAUCAUCAUCAUCUCCACAACCUUCAGAAAUCGAAAACCCUAAUUCAAGUUCAAGCAUUUUUUCAUCGGAUUCUAUAUCAAAGUUGAGUGAAAGUUCAAACAUCCAUAUAAACCCUAACAGGGACAUCGCUUGCUACAACUCAUCACUCCAAAACAAUGACUGUUACCAUGUGGAUAACAAUAAUUUUGACAUGGGGUUCAACCAUUUAGACAUGCAAGCAAUAGGAGCUAGUGACAUGUUAGCUUCAGAAGUCCAGGUGGCUGAAGGGGAUUGGAUGAAUGAUGCUGACUUGGCCAACACAUUUUGGAACAUUGAUGAAUUGUGGCAUUUUAGUAAGUAGAAUAGUCGAAUGACAGAUGUAUGUAUCUUCCUACUUUAAAAGGUAAUUGCUUUUUACAUUCUAAAAUCUAGAACAGUGUUAUUAUAAUGAGUUGUAUAUUAAAAGGUAAUUGCUUGUAUAUGUACAUUUGGACUUAUGGAAUAAUGAUUAUUUUAAUAUUUAA